CAACAACGCGUUGUCCGUUGUUCAUAUUUAAUUAAAUUACAUUUUAUUAAAUUAUAUACAUGAGAUUUUAAUUAAUAUCCAUAAUUCUAAGGAUAACGUUUUCUUUUUUUAGAAAUAUUCAAUGGAUAAAUUUAACCUUUAGUAUUCAACGUUUUUCUAUAAUGUCAGAACAUAAUUCGAACUCUAACCAAUCAUCAAUCACAAAUAAUAAAGAAGAUAAACCGAAACUAAAAAUUUUAGCAUUUCAUGGAUAUCGGCAAAAUGGUACAGUGUUUAGAGCCAAAAUUGGAUCCUUUAGAAAAGCGGUUUCGAAAUAUGCUCAGUUAUAUUUUAUAUCUGCCCCUCAUAAAGUUUUCAGUGAAGAAGGUGGAGGCGAUGAAGAUUCACGCUCAUGGUGGUUUAAUGCAGAAGAUAACACAUUCAGUGGUAAAUGUUUAGGGGGACCAGCUAUUGGCUUUGAAGAUACUUUACACUUGAUUGAGGAAGUAGUGAAAGAGCACGGGCCAUUUGAUGGGUUCAUGGGUUUCUCACAGGGUGCCUGUCUUGUUGGACUUCUAGCUGCUAUGCAACAAAAAGGAUACCUGCCAUAUACAUUUAAAUUUGCAAUAUUUGCAUCUGGAUUCCGAUCAGGAAGUUUAGUACAUAAGGGAUUCUAUGAUGAAGAUAUCAAUCUACAAUCACUGCAUGUUUAUGGAGAAAGUGACUCUAUUAUACCAAAAGAAAUGAGUGAAUCUCUCAUUAAUUUAUUUGUAAAAUCAGUUGUAAUUGAACAUGCUGGUGGUCAUUAUGUAGCCUGCUCUGGAUCUAUCAAAGAUGCCUACCUGGACUUCCUGCAUGAUAUGUACCAAGAUAUAUUUGAAAAUCCAGAGAAAAAUAAUAAAAGAAAUCCAUAGUUUCUUUUAUAAACAUGUGUAAAUAUGAGUAAUUAAAGCUUAAAAGUA
Nymphalis io (European peacock) is the source of this 941-nucleotide messenger RNA. RefSeq names its product esterase CG5412. The transcript is spliced from 4 exons. The record is from RefSeq and is a predicted model, not a curated record. Gene Ontology annotation, cellular component: cytoplasm; nucleus. Gene Ontology annotation, biological process: response to retinoic acid. Lineage: Eukaryota; Metazoa; Arthropoda; Insecta; Lepidoptera; Nymphalidae. The coding region runs from base 162 to 893 and encodes 243 amino acids.